Molecule: messenger RNA, 3661 nt
Organism: Malurus melanocephalus (red-backed fairy wren)
Lineage: Eukaryota; Metazoa; Chordata; Aves; Passeriformes; Maluridae
Product: collagen alpha-1(I) chain
Exons: 40
Molecular function (GO): extracellular matrix structural constituent
Source: RefSeq, a predicted model, not a curated record
GUGACAGGUGACAGGACACCCACUCACGACUCUCUCUGCUCUCUCCAGGGCCCCGCCGGUCCCCGCGGUCUCCCCGGCCCUCCCGGUGCUCCCGGUCCUCAAGGUUUCCAAGGUCCCCCUGGUGAACCUGGAGAGCCCGGUGCUUCUGGUCCCAUGGGUCCCCGAGGUCCCGCUGGCCCCCCUGGCAAGAACGGAGAUGACGGUGAAGCUGGCAAGCCCGGCCGCCCCGGAGAACGGGGUCCCCCCGGCCCUCAGGGUGCCCGAGGUCUCCCCGGAACCGCCGGCCUGCCAGGCAUGAAGGGACACCGAGGUUUCAGYGGUCUGGAUGGUGCCAAGGGUGAGCCUGGACCUGCUGGCCCCAAGGGAGAGCCCGGCAGCCCCGGAGAGAACGGAGCUCCUGGGCAGAUGGUGAGUGCGGGACCUCGGGGAGGGGGUUUUUUGGGGACAGGGGACAGGCUGGGGGGUGACAGCAGAGGGGGACCCCGCUCGUGCUCGGGGAUCCCCCCGGGAAUGGGGCGGGAGGGGGGUCCAACUGGUCCCGCUGGUCCCCCCGGCUUCCCCGGUGCCGCUGGUGCUAAGGGUGAGACCGGUCCCCAGGGAGCUCGUGGCAGCGAAGGUCCCCAAGGUGCCCGUGGCGAGCCCGGUCCCCCCGGCCCUGCUGGAGCCGCCGGUCCCGCUGGCAACCCCGGCGCUGACGGUCAACCCGGUGCCAAGGGCGCCAUCGGCGCUCCCGGCAUCGCUGGCGCUCCCGGAUUCCCCGGUGCCCGCGGUCCCUCCGGUCCUCAGGGUCCCAGCGGUGCCCCCGGUCCCAAGGGUAACACCGGCGAGCCCGGCGCUCCAGGCAACAAGGGUGACACCGGUGCCAAAGGCGAACCCGGUCCCGCUGGUGUCCAAGGUCCCCCCGGCCCCGCUGGCGAGGAAGGCAAGAGAGGAGCCCGCGGUGAGCCCGGUCCCGCUGGGCUGCCCGGUCCCGCUGGCGAGCGCGGCGCUCCCGGCAGCCGCGGUUUCCCUGGCGCUGAUGGCAUCGCYGGUCCCAAGGGUCCCCCCGGUGAGCGCGGCUCCCCCGGCCCCGUCGGCCCYAAAGGAUCUCCUGGUGAAGCUGGACGCCCCGGGGAACCCGGCCUCCCUGGCGCCAAGGGUCUGACUGGAAGCCCCGGUAGCCCCGGUCCCGACGGCAAGACUGGCCCCCCCGGUCCCGCUGGCCAAGACGGUCGCCCCGGUCCCCCCGGUCCCCCCGGAGCCCGAGGCCAGGCCGGUGUGAUGGGAUUCCCUGGUCCCAAAGGUGCUGCGGGCGAACCCGGCAAACCUGGUGAGAGAGGAGCUCCCGGUCCCCCCGGCGCCGUGGGCGCUGCUGGCAAAGACGGUGAAACCGGUGCCCAAGGUCCCCCCGGCCCCACCGGUCCCGCUGGAGAAAGAGGUGAACAAGGUCCCGCCGGUGCUCCAGGCUUCCAGGGUCUGCCCGGUCCCGCUGGCCCCCCUGGCGAGGCUGGCAAGCCCGGUGAGCAGGGUGUCCCCGGAGACGCCGGAGCCCCCGGUCCCGCUGGUGCCAGGGGUGAGAGAGGAUUCCCCGGAGAACGCGGCGUCCAAGGUCCCCCCGGUCCCCAAGGUCCUCGCGGUGCUAACGGUGCUCCCGGUAACGAUGGUGCUAAGGGUGACGCCGGUGCUCCCGGAGCCCCCGGGAACCAAGGUCCCCCCGGUCUGCAGGGCAUGCCCGGAGAGCGCGGUGCUGCCGGCCUGCCAGGCGCCAAGGGUGACAGAGGUGACCCCGGUCCCAAAGGUGCUGAUGGCGCUCCUGGCAAGGACGGUCUCCGAGGCCUGACCGGUCCCAUCGGUCCCCCCGGCCCCGCUGGUGCUCCUGGCGACAAGGGUGAAGCCGGUCCCCCCGGUCCUGCUGGUCCCACCGGUGCCCGUGGUGCUCCCGGUGACCGCGGCGAGCCCGGCCCUCCCGGUCCUGCUGGAUUUGCUGGCCCCCCUGGUGCCGACGGCCAGCCUGGUGCUAAAGGUGAAACUGGGGAUGCUGGAGCCAAGGGUGAUGCCGGUCCCCCCGGCCCUGCCGGCCCCAGUGGUGCUCCCGGACCUGCUGGUGCUGUUGGUGCUCCCGGUCCCAAAGGUGCUCGCGGAAGCGCUGGACCCCCUGGUGCUACUGGUUUCCCUGGUGCUGCUGGAAGAGUUGGACCCCCCGGCCCCUCUGGUAACAUCGGCCUCCCCGGCCCUCCCGGCCCCAGCGGCAAAGAAGGUGGCAAAGGCCCCCGCGGUGAGACCGGCCCCGCUGGCCGCCCCGGAGAGCCUGGCCCCGCCGGUCCCCCCGGUCCCCCCGGCGAGAAAGGAUCCCCCGGAGCUGACGGUCCCAUCGGCGCUCCCGGUACUCCCGGACCCCAAGGUAUCGCCGGUCAGCGCGGUGUGGUCGGUCUCCCCGGACAGAGAGGCGAGAGAGGAUUCCCCGGGCUGCCCGGUCCCUCUGGUGAACCCGGCAAACAAGGUCCCUCCGGCUCCCCCGGCGAGCGCGGUCCCCCCGGUCCCAUGGGUCCCCCCGGUCUGGCCGGACCCCCCGGAGAAGCCGGACGUGAGGGCGCUCCCGGUGCUGAAGGUGCCCCCGGCCGUGACGGUGCUGCUGGUCCCAAGACCGAUUCAGCAGCGGAGGGAGGAGCAGGGUGCUCUAACCUGUCCCCUUCUCUCCUGUCGCAGGGUCCCCAAGGUCCCGCUGGCCCCCCUGGUCCUGCUGGUGCUCGUGGUCCUGCUGGUCCACAAGGUCCCCGUGGUGACAAAGGUGAAACCGGUGAACAGGGUGACAGAGGCAUGAAGGGUCACAGAGGCUUCUCCGGUCUCCAGGGCCCACCCGGUCCUCCCGGCUCUCCUGGUGAACAAGGUCCUUCUGGUGCUUCCGGUCCCGCCGGUCCCCGAGGUCCUCCUGGCUCCGCUGGUGCUGCUGGCAAGGACGGUCUGAACGGGCUGCCCGGUCCCAUCGGUCCCCCCGGUCCCCGCGGCCGCACCGGAGAAGUCGGCCCCGUYGGUCCYCCCGGUCCCCCCGGUCCUCCCGGUCCUCCCGGCCCUCCCAGCGGCGGAUUCGACUUCAGCUUCCUGCCCCAGCCGCCCCAGGAGAAGGCGCACGACGGCGGCCGCUAUUACCGGGCCGACGAUGCCAACGUGAUGCGCGACCGCGACCUGGAGGUGGACACGACCCUCAAGAGCCUGAGCCAGCAGAUCGAGAACAUCCGCAGCCCCGAGGGCACCCGCAAGAACCCCGCCCGCACCUGCCGCGACCUCAAGAUGUGCCACGGCGACUGGAAGAGCGGUCCGUGUCCCCGCGGUCCCCGCCGGCGCCUCGGGGCUUUCGGCUGCAGCUCUGGUGAGGUCCGGUCAGGUCCAGGGCUCACCUCUGCCCACCGUCCAUCCCCGCAGUUCGAAUACGGCGGCGAAGGCUCCAACCCCGCUGACGUGGCCAUCCAGCUGACCUUCCUGCGCCUCAUGGCCACCGAGGCCUCGCAGAACGUCACCUACCACUGCAAGAACAGCGUGGCUUACAUGGACCAGGCCAGCGGCAACCUGAAAAAGGCGCUGCUGCUGCAGGGCGCCAACGAGAUCGAGAUCCGCGCCGAGGGCAACAGCCGCUUCACCUACGGCGUCACCGAGGACGGCUGCACGGUGGGUGGCGGGGUGGCCG